AUGCUCUUGUUCCUCUUCUUGUUUGGUCUGGCUCUGGGUGCUGAGUCUCCUUCAGGUGACCAUGAAAUGAAGCUACAGCGUGGUAACUGUCCCAUGUUCUGGUUUGGCUUCAACCACUGCUGCUACAAGUACGUCACCACACGUAUGACCUGGGCUCAUGUAGAGCUCUAUUGUGUGUCAGAGAGGGCCAACCUGGUGUCUAUCCAUAGCCUGGAAGAACAGGAGUUUGUCAAAUCCCUGAUCAAGAACUUUGACGCUGCUCAGGGAAAAACCUGGAUCGGACUCAAUGACAUCCCCAAAGAAGGCAGAUGGAUGUGGUCUGAUGCAUGUGCAGUGGACUUUGUCUUUUGGGAUGCAGAAGAGCCAAACAACCAUGGAGAAUAUGAAAACUGUGUUCACAACAAACAUGAUAGUAAUGUGAAAUGGAUAGAUUGCACAUGUUCUGACACUUAUCCCUCUGUUUGUGCAUCUUGCAUAGUCUUUCCUUAGGAACUGAGAUGGUUGCUGAAAAACAAAAAAUGCGAGUUUUCAAUUUUUAUACAGACAACAUCUCUGAUUUCCUUUAUUUUCAUGAAUAUUGAACAUUCACACAUGUAACUCCAGUGAUUGAUCAAAAGGAAUAUUCACACAACUUUUUCCCCAUUUGACUCUACA
Molecule: messenger RNA, 654 nt
Organism: Thunnus maccoyii (southern bluefin tuna)
Lineage: Eukaryota; Metazoa; Chordata; Actinopteri; Scombriformes; Scombridae
Product: echinoidin-like
Exons: 1
Coding region: 1-489 (162 amino acids)
Molecular function (GO): signaling receptor activity
Source: RefSeq, a predicted model, not a curated record